Mytilus californianus (California mussel) is the source of this 1729-nucleotide messenger RNA. Its product is annotated as WD repeat-containing protein 54-like. Gene Ontology annotation, molecular function: ubiquitin binding. Lineage: Eukaryota; Metazoa; Mollusca; Bivalvia; Mytilida; Mytilidae. The coding region runs from base 47 to 1042 and encodes 331 amino acids. The record is from RefSeq and is a predicted model, not a curated record. The transcript is spliced from 8 exons. Gene Ontology annotation, cellular component: cytoplasm; nucleus. Gene Ontology annotation, biological process: proteasome-mediated ubiquitin-dependent protein catabolic process; ubiquitin recycling.
GCAAGCGCAGCGUACCGAGCAACCGGAAGAUCAUCAGGAGAAAAAAAUGUAUCGAAAAGAAAAACCAUUACCUUUAAAAAGCAGUGCUUCUUCUUUAACUAACAAUCUUACAGUGUUCAUAAGUCCAGAAAAAGGUUCCAUGAGUUAUGCUGUCGUACAUAAAUCUGUAGUUAAUGUAAUUUCUUCGUCACUUGAUGGCUCCACAGUCACCAAUCGUCAAGUAGUCUGCAAAGAACCAUCAGCCGUUCAACAGAACACACCUAUGGUUAUACAGGCAAAAUGGAUAAGUUUACCUAACAGAACAGUACUAGUCCUUACAUCUUUAAGGGGCAUACAAAUGUUUGAAUCAGAUGGAUCGGCUAUGAUUUAUUGGCAUGCAUUAGGUGAUCCUAGCAGUUCUGAUACACAAGAUCAAACCAAUUAUGGAAGAGGUAUUGCUGGAGUUGGAGAUAGUUUUAUAUGUGUUGGAACACAGAUUGGAGAAAUUCAUGUUUUUAAUGUUCCUGCAAAGGGAACUAACAUUAUGCUGAAAGAAAGUUUGGUUGGUCAUAAACAUCCAAUAUGUGAUUUAACAUCAGGACCUAACAAACUGAUCAGUAGUGAUGAACAAGGCAAUAUAUUUAUAUGGUCAUUACAACCUAAUGGUUCAUUGAAACAGACAGGAUCUGUCAUGGGGAAGGGAGUACCAUGCAGUAGUUUAGUACUGUGGAAUGAUAUCAUAGUUGGAGGAUAUGGUGAUGGUCAGUUACGAGUUUAUUGUGCCAAGACAGCCAAGUUAGCUGCUACAGUCAAUGCCCAUGCUAGAUGGGUGAAUGCCAUUGAUGUAGCUCCAGAAACAGGGAGAAUCUUAUCUGUUAGUGAAGAUACUUUUGCCAAAGUAUGGCAGUUAAAAGAAGGAACUUUGCCAGAGAUUGAAUAUAAAUAUAGUGAGUCUGUAACAGAUUUACAAUUAGUAGGAGGACAGUUUAUACAGAAAGGUGGGCGUGGCUUCUGUGUGACAGGAUAUGACAACUCAGACAUUACAUUUUUUGUACAAAACUAAACAUUUUAGGCAAUGACAGAACAUUAGAAAUUUUUUACAUGGAAAAAGUAAAUGUUUUUACAAGGUGACCAACUGGAAAAUUUAUAUAAAAUGAAAGAUGAUUUCCUGUGUCAAUUUUGAAGCUCUGUUUUUAUGUAAUCAAAUCUGAAAUCCCUUUUUGUUCAAAUGAUGUGCAAUGGUAAUGAAUGUAAAACUGAAAUGUUCUUUGAGAUGAAGUAUGAUUUUAUUGUGAAAGAGAAAAUGACAUACACUAAAGAUUUGAAAUGAAGACUUUAUCAUUUUAAGUCUGAUAUAAUGUUUGCUCUAAGAUACAUAUCUGUAGAAAUAUUGUUGUUGAUGUUCGUAGUAGAUUUGUUGUUAUUCUGCAGCUGCAUUAGUUACGACAUGAUGUGUGAUUAUGUAUAUCUUUCGUUAUAUUAAAUCUGUUAUAUUUUUAAGGGAACUAUAAAAAAAUGAGUUAUUAUAUUCAUUGAAAAAUAAAAUAUAUUUUUAUACUUUUUAAUCAUGAGGAAAAUAGAACUAAGAUUAUAUGAAUAUGAAAGUAAAUUUCAUUUUGAGUUAUUUAUUCAGAAAAGUUGUGAAAUUAUGGAAUAUUUUAUUACAUUGUUUUAACUUUUGUAAGUAAGCAAGUCCGUCCAGCUUAUUCCUAUAUGCUUUUGUGGAUAGUAAAUAAAUAUUUUUUUCAAA